AUGAGUGACAUACCAGUUAUAACUCAUCGAAUCUCUCAUCAAACAAGAUCUACAGGAGAAAACCCGAGGCAAACCCUCCAAGUUUACAUCCUCAGACCCAAUACGACACAAUCCGUGAUUGAUUUUCAGUUUCUAUCAAUGAUCGACAGCCAAGGUAAUUUUAGUGAAACCCUGACUGAAAUCAUGGAAGAUACGUUAACAUAUCACGACAUUUACCACCCCAAUUCGACAUACCUUAUUGAAGAAACAAAAGAAUACGUGAUGAAUGAAGUUAGAGCCAACUUCAAUCCCUUCACUAAUGAUCUUCAAGUUACUUUGACUAUCAAAGAUUACAACCCAAAUGCAACAUCAAGGCUAGACGUUGAUCUGAUCAUUACUGAUUUAGAGAGCACUAAUAGGCCUCCAACCAUGGAAGAGGAAAACGAGACGUGUAUUGUAUGCUUUGGAAAUUACAACCAACACAAUAAUCUUUGCACCCUUACCUGCGGCCACAGUUUCCAUUUCCCUUGCAUUGAUCAGUGGCUUCGUAGAAACAUAAGUUGUCCAAUAUGCAGAGAAAGCAAUCUAUGA
Brassica napus (rape) is the source of this 570-nucleotide messenger RNA. RefSeq names its product E3 ubiquitin-protein ligase Praja-1-like. NCBI's taxonomy places the organism in Eukaryota, Viridiplantae, Streptophyta, Magnoliopsida, Brassicales, Brassicaceae. The coding region runs from base 1 to 570 and encodes 189 amino acids. The transcript has a single exon. The record is from RefSeq and is a predicted model, not a curated record.